AAGAAGAAAAAACAUGGCUACGGCCGUAAACACAGCAAUCGGGGCUAGCAAAUCUUGGCGGAAUGAAGUCAUUAGUCGUAUGUUUAUCCUUUUUGCCCCCUGUGAUUUGACUUUUAUUCUAAAUGCGUUCAUGUUUUUGAUCUGUUGUUUAUUUAUAUUUUGUACACUUUGACUAAGUAUUAAUAAUUCGGCGUUCGUUUUUUUAUGGUCAACUCGCUAUUCAAUUCGAAUUACCACCGAUGCGAUUAUUAUUGCGAUUAUUAUGAUUAGUAGUAGUAGUAUUAUUAUUAUUAGUAUUAUAGUAUUAUAUUUUAGUCCUCGCACUUUUUUUGUCCCGCAAUUCCUUCGAAAAAGUUAUGCCCCAUCCAUUUUUAAUGGCAUACUCAACAUUUACAUCGCUCCUAUUUGAAAUUUACUUUUAACUCAUUCGACCAACGACAGGAGAGCAAGCACAAGUGCAGUGCAAAAAUUCAGAUCGACUCUUGUUCAAAUUUUUGCCAAUCACAUUGGGAAAAACUGGGGUAAGGUAGAGCGUUCACCGGGGAAGAAAUUCAGCGCCAUUUUUUUUUCUUUUCUUUUUUUUAAAAUUGUUGUUAUGGUAAAGAGAGGCCAGCAAAAUCACCAACUUCACCCAAAGGACAUUGCAGGCCAAAUUUUGAAAACGCACAUUAUGAGAUCGAAUUGGUGCGUCACUUCUGCUGUUCCCGCCUUGGCCACCUGAGGGCAGCCUAAGACAGACUGAAUAGCUGUCCACAGAGGCUUAGCUCGUGUCCAAAAAUAUGACGGUGGGAUGCUCCUGGUGAGACGAUGACGUGGGCCGUGACGUCACCAGAGCCCCCCAUCCUCCUCCCAUGCCUCCCCUCCUCCUCCUUCUUCCAUCCGGCGGCAUCGCCAAGCUCUCAGGCCGACAGGAGUGCACCGAAGGCGGCCGCCAUCGUGUCCGUGCUGUCAACUGUUGAUUACUGGCCGACGUCAAUGACUCUUGGAAGGUUUAUGAACAAGCGUGUUCCUUCUAACAAGAGAUACCAGCCCACGGACUACGAGCACGCAGCCAACUGCGCCACGCAUGCGUUAUGGAUCAUUCCGAGCUUGCUGGGCAGCUCGCUGCUGCACCUCCAGUCGGAGGACCAAUGGGAGCGCGUGUCGGCCUGGGUCUACGGAGCCGGACUCAGUUCGCUCUUCACGGUCUCAACGCUCUUCCACACCGUGGCCUGGAAGAAGAGCCACCUUCGGGACGUGGAGCAGUGUUUCCACAUGUGUGACAGGAUGGUGAUCUACUUGUUCAUCGCGGCCUCCUACGCCCCCUGGCUGAACCUGAGGGAGCUUGGACCUUGGGCGAGCCACAUGCGCUGGCUGGUGUGGGUGAUGGCGCUGUCAGGGACCACCUACGUCUUCUUCUUCCACGAGAGGUACAAGAUCGUGGAGCUGAUCUGCUACACGGUGAUGGGCCUCUUCCCUGCCUUGGUCAUCCUCUCCAUGGUGAGCGCUUCUAUCAUGACGGGCGUUCAAUUCCAUCGCGGCCAAUUGAUUGGACAGCCGGAGCAGGCGGGCCUGUGCGAGCUGCUGCUGGGCGGCGCCCUCUACUGCCUGGGCAUGGUGUUCUUCAAGAGCGACGGCAUCGUCCCCUUUGCCCACGCCAUCUGGCAUCUCUUUGUGGCCAUGGGCGCCGCCGUGCACUACUACGCCAUCUGGAAGUACCUCUACGCCCGGCCCGCCAACCCCGUGCGCACCUCCAGAUGACGGACUCGGGGGGGGAUGCCGACACCCGGGGGGGACGCCGCAUGCGUGCGCGCGCAUAGGUGGCGUCCGCCGUCUUUCCGCGUCAAAUGUUUACAUUCCGCCCAAGGAGGCGCUUCUCGCGGCGGUGCGAGGUGUGUUUGAAAUCUCGACAUCAUUUAUUUGAGUGGCUUAUUUGGACUGGCUGCCAUUAUUUUGAUCGUGUAAAACCAGGACUAAUUUGAAAGACGACUAAUUAUGGGACACGUGAGCAAUCGUGGACUUUUUUUUUUCUCUCUCUCCAUUGCGGAUUAUUUUCCCGUGUCCUUUUCAUUUCUGGUUUUAAUCACGACUGACUGGCGAGAACCGAUUCUGUUUUUCUUACCUUGGUUCAGGUUCUUGUGCUCGGUUUCCAGCGACCGAGACUAAUUGCAUGACAUCUACUGCUUUUCUUUUUUACCUGUGUAGAUUAUUUCUGGUUGUUGAUUUUAAUUGCAAGGUGAGUGGCGAAGAGCUUUGAGGACCAUUGUAGGAAACAUCUCCAUGAGGAUUUAUGGCAGAUGUGACUUCUUAGUUUUACUAUGUAGAUGAUUUUAGUGGUUGCUUAUUGUGGCGUUCCAGUACUGUACGAAAAGCCCGACAUGAGGUCAUGCGGUAGAUGUGAUCAAAUUCUGUGGAUGAUUUCGAUUGGUUGUGCUUCCUUCUAUUGUGUGGUUAUCAUGACUAAGUGGCAAGGAGAAAUGGCAUCCAUUAUUAUGCUUUGUGGAUGACUUUCAUUUUUUGGUGCAAUGUAUCCAUCCGUUUAUCGUGACUACUUGAUGGGGAUCAAUCAACUCUAUAAGAAUGAUAUCACUUGCCACAAUGCGUGAGCGAAUACUUUGUGUAUUAUUUCUAGACGUUGGCUUUUAUAUCUGUUGUGCAAAACGGCAACCAGGAGUGUGCCGUGACUGACGUUGUAAAGUACGAGACAAUCUGAUUAGUUGAUGGAUUAAUUCUACUGGUUCUAUUUAUUCAUCAAUUGUUUCAUUCAUUUUGGGACACACCGGUGCUGAGUCUGACGUGUUAUGGACUUUGUUCUUUUUUUGACUCGAGAAUAUUUCUAACUGGCAGUCAACCAAUGGUGGCAUGACAGACACGAGCGAGUGUGCCAUUUUUUGGGGUGGUUGAGAGCCAGUGCACUUUGGCAUUGCUGUCGUCUUUCGCUAUUUCCAAUACGAGAGCUUUGUACGUGCGAGUGUUUGUUGUUGCUGUCAUUUUGCUUUUAUGGCCAUUUAUGAAUCGGCCAUGAUUGUUUUUAAUAUUACGACUCUAUUUCUCUUCAUCGAGCGUUUUUUCAGCUUGGCGCUUCUGCUCCCAAUUGACCAUGUGACAGUAGGUCACCUUUCAUUUUUCUUACUUUUUGGUACAAAUGGACACUGCCAGAUGUCGUGUUCUUCUUACUGCCUGCCACAAGUGACGGCACGGGUCAAGAGCAAAAGUUUUAGAACACCGGGGCGAUAUGUGGGACAGAUGUUUGCUCGAGGCGUUCUAAAACUUUGGACGUGCCGUUCACGCGCCGAAUGUGAACGCAAAGCCAAUCGACGUGUUUUUCAACAAUCUCAGGUGUGUGCGUGUGCCGCCAUCCGACUCGUGAAUCUGCAGCCUCUGGUCUAUGUUUACGCGUGACCCAACACACACACACACACACUUAUUUGAAUUGAUUACGUGUGUGGGAUAGCUCGGUCCGCUUUGACACAGCUUGCCUUUAAUGUCACAUUCCUAAAAUGUUAAUCAGAGAAAAAUUGGGGUUAAGGAUUAGGGAUUAAGGUCGGGAGUUGGGAUUGGGAGUAAAGGUCAGGAUUUGCUUUUAGCACUUGGGGUUUUGCUCCUUUUGGCACACAAGUCACAUUUUGUGGACUUGGAGUCAGUCUUUCUUAUGCCCUCUUUGAUUGAGAAAACGUUGGGGACAAUUUGGGUCUUGCCGCAACUCCUCGUUUGUCUUUUGCGUCACUCACUCCGAGACAUGACGUCACAUCGACCAUGUACGCUGUGUUUUGCCUCUGCUGUGUGUGACCGCGAAGCUGCUGACUUUUUGGUUCAUUUUGUGUGUGUGUGUGUGCGUGCGUGCUGCUUCUGUGUUGUGACAGGCCGACGUGAUGCUUUGCUCUUUUCUAUCGCUCUUGUAAUAAAACAACGUAAGGAGCUUUUUCACGCAGCGGCUCGCCACUUUGGUCAGCGUUGGGCUCAUUAGAAGCGCUUUUAUUUUAUUAUCGCAGCUAGAGACGCGCCAAGGAAUGACGACUCAGCAGAUUUGUAUGCGACUACUCUCCGAAUGUGAUCGGGCGAUGUAAUUCAAAGGCGAACGAACACAAAGUGUUGAAAGCUUUGGUGCAGGCUUGUGCAAUCUCUCUAAUGUGUCCCAUAUCUCUACACGCAAAAGGAAGUGAAAAUAUCGACUUUGUCAACAUUUCCAACUCAUAUUAAAACGGUCAAAAUUGA
Syngnathus acus (greater pipefish) is the source of this 4194-nucleotide messenger RNA. RefSeq names its product monocyte to macrophage differentiation factor 2-like. The transcript has 7 exons. The coding region runs from base 808 to 1740 and encodes 310 amino acids. The record is from RefSeq and is a predicted model, not a curated record. Gene Ontology annotation, cellular component: membrane. Gene Ontology annotation, molecular function: pore-forming activity. Lineage: Eukaryota; Metazoa; Chordata; Actinopteri; Syngnathiformes; Syngnathidae.